Messenger RNA from Brachypodium distachyon (stiff brome), 2062 nucleotides. RefSeq names its product F-box/FBD/LRR-repeat protein At5g53840. Bases 81 to 1715 code for a protein of 544 amino acids. NCBI's taxonomy places the organism in Eukaryota, Viridiplantae, Streptophyta, Magnoliopsida, Poales, Poaceae. Gene Ontology annotation, molecular function: protein binding. The record is from RefSeq and is a predicted model, not a curated record. The transcript has 3 exons.
UAACUCUAGCAAUUUCUAUCUUGUUCCCUACGGCCGUAUGGUGAGAAAGCCGCUGGAAUGAUUUCUGGUCCACGUCGGCGAUGGAGGGAAUAAAAAGAAGCCAGGCGCCAGCCUGUCCCUCAACCGCCGCGGCGCCGCCUCCAAAAGCACCUCCGCCUCCCUCCGCUGCAGCCAAAACCCCUCUUCUCCCCUCCUCUUCCCCGUGCUCACAUCCGGGAUCCCCGCGCCGCGCCACCACCAUGGACAUUGACUUCGAAUUCGUGCUGCGCGUCCUCCCCGCCCCCUCCGUCUCCACGACCGGCUCGCUCUCCGCGGCGGCCGACGGGGGCCACGACGGCGAGGACCAUCUCAGCAACCUCCCCGAUGGCCUCCUCGGCGACAUCGUCUCCCUCCUCCCCGUCACCUUCGCCAUGCGCACCACCGUCCUCUCCGAGCGCUGGCGCAACGUCUGGCACUCCGCCCCGCUGGUGCUCUACGACGCGCACAUCCCCGCCGCCAGCAAGUCCGCGCGCUUCGCCAUCGUCGCCCGGGUCUUCGCCAAGAACACGGGCGCGUUCCGCACCGUCCACCUCGCCCGCUGCUCCUUCGAGUCGCGCGCGCCGGAGCUCGCCGAGUGCUCCCGCCGCCUCGCCGCCGGGGGCGUCCAGGACCUCGUGCUCCUCAACGAACCCAUAGAGCGCUCCGUGGGACGCGACGAGGAGAUCCUCCCCGCCGAGAUCCUCCGAUGCGACGCGCUCCGGAGCCUCUACCUCGGUUACUGGAAGUUAGCGGACGUGGCGAGCCUCCCGGGCGGCGACUUCUUCCCCAAGCUCGAGAAGCUCGGCCUCCUCAACAUGUUCCUUGGCAACCACGUCCUCGAUCGUCUGCUCGCGGCAAGCCCCCUCCUGACCCACGCGCUCAUCCUCUGGCACCAGAGACCCGACGACCGGCUUCAUCUCCGCGGCCAGAGCCUCCGGUGCGUCGUCUUCUAUCACUCCACGGUUGAGGAGUUGGCGCUGCUGGACGCCCCGCUCUUGGACAGGCUCAUCAUGCGGUGUACAUGGCGUCGACGCCAUAAGUGGGAUCCCCGUGACCUUAUGCGGGUGAAGAUUGCUCGUGCGCCUCGGCUGCGUGUGCUUGGUUACCUGGAUGCAAUGGAACACCAGCUGCAAAUUGGGGACACCGUCAUCCAGGCUGACACACUGGCGAGUCCACGCUCUGUAGUUCCAAGCGUCAGGGUGUUGGCAGUUAUGGUGAAUUUGAAUGCCUUCGAGCAAGUCAAAGCGCUGUUCAGCUUCCUCAGUUGCUUUCCCAACCUCGAGACCCUGCAUGUGAAGAAGUCCGCUGUGGCUGCUAAACCCAAUAGCUUGAACCCUGAAAAGUUCUUUCAGAAUCUCGGUCCCAUUGAAUGUCUGCAGUCACACAUCAAGAAGGUGGUUCUCCAUGAUGUCCAUUUCUUAGGUGAUAUUCCAUUUCUUAGGUGCUUCUGCCAGAGAGCACAGGCUCUGCAGUCAUUGGUACUUAUGGUCCGUGAUGAACUUGCUCCGGUACUAUUGGGCGGGAUGGAUCUAGCGAGUUAUCUAGCUUAUCCAACACGGGCUGGUCAAUGCUGUACGGUGUUGUUUGUGAAUUCUGAUGCAGAGGGUUCUUGGAGCUAUCACAGAUCAUCUGAUCUUUCCGUCGACGACCCUUUCUUCACUCAAGGUGGGCAGCAGCUCUUCCAUAUUUCAGUCUAGAGAGAAUGAAGAGGUUGCAAACACCAGCCCAAUGUGGACGAAUAUAAUAGAGUAUUGUCUUCACAACACCUCUUACUGACAGACUAGAAGGUGCUUACAUAUUCAGGUUGUAAGAUUGAGUAGAUACCAACUUGGAUGACUGUCUGUAAACGUUCAUCUUAACUGGUGCUAUGGUUUCACUCAGAAGGACUACUGUUUCUCAACAUAUUACUCCAAUGUUGCUGUCUAGUGUCUUCCACAGAUUCUGCAUUUGAUGCUAUUUCCCUUUGUAUCUGUGGCUGGAUCCUGAUAGAAGCAGUGGAGAAUUGGUGAUAUAAACAAAUACAUAUAUCGCUUAAACCUUGUCA